Macrobrachium nipponense is the source of this 838-nucleotide messenger RNA. RefSeq names its product N-acetylgalactosaminyltransferase 7-like. Gene Ontology annotation, cellular component: Golgi apparatus. Lineage: Eukaryota; Metazoa; Arthropoda; Malacostraca; Decapoda; Palaemonidae. The record is from RefSeq and is a predicted model, not a curated record. The transcript is spliced from 3 exons. The coding region runs from base 50 to 379 and encodes 109 amino acids. Gene Ontology annotation, molecular function: polypeptide N-acetylgalactosaminyltransferase activity. Gene Ontology annotation, biological process: protein O-linked glycosylation.
GUACACUCCACAGCUACGAAACGCUGCUACCUCACAGUGCCUUGAUACCAUGGGUCAUGCAGCUCCUAGUUUCAUGGGGGUAGCUCAUUGUCAUGGGUUUGGUAAUAAUCAGUUAAUACGGUUGAAUAGUGAAGGUCAGUUAGCUGUUGGGGAACGCUGUGUGGAUGCAGAUGGUUUAGGGAUUAAAUUGAUAUUCUGUCGUUUGGGAACAGUAGAUGGACCUUGGCAGUAUGAUGAGCAAAAUCAUGUUUUACUACACAAGCGUAUAGGAAAAUGUGCUGCCCUACACCCUCAGAAUAACCAGUUGACAUUAUUACCAUGUGAUCCAAUCAACAAUUACCAGAAAUGGCAGUUUAAAGAAAUCACCCCCAAGUGGUGAAGGCGUAAGCAAAGUUCUAAUAUUUUUCAGCAUUGAUUGAAGUAAGAGGAAGAAUGGUUUUUAAUUUGUUAAUGGAGUUGUAUUUUAUAUUUUGCUUGUGAUAGUACAGUAUACUGUAUAAUUAUAAUGUUAAGGAGCGUUGUGAGGCAUUUAACUGCACAAAUUUUUUGCAGGUUCUAAUUAUUAAUGAAUUAUUUUCACAAGUGUUGUUAAUAUUUUUUUUAUGGAGUGUGUAAGUACUGCAGAUUUUUUAUCACUAUAUGUUUGCUACAGCAGUUAUUAUUUUAUUGUUUUUCUUGGGAUUAAUAUAGAGAUUUUAUGAGGUUUGUAAACAGCAUAAGGUCAUGACUCAUACUGAUGGGACUUGUAGAAAUGUUUUUUGUCUAUUUAUUGAUCUUUUUAUAUAAUUUUAUGCUAUAGAUUUUAAAUGCUGGACUAAGUAGAAAUGUUUUGAUUAGG